Molecule: messenger RNA, 2450 nt
Organism: Exophiala oligosperma
Lineage: Eukaryota; Fungi; Ascomycota; Eurotiomycetes; Chaetothyriales; Herpotrichiellaceae
Exons: 1
Coding region: 55-2061 (668 amino acids)
Biological process (GO): multivesicular body membrane disassembly; macroautophagy; piecemeal microautophagy of the nucleus
Molecular function (GO): glycerophospholipase activity
Source: RefSeq, a predicted model, not a curated record
AUCAUCCUCAACCCACCGACAUCUUCCAUCAUUUAUCAACACAUCCCACACAAUAUGAAGACACGGAAAUCACUUCAUCCAACAUGCAACUCCAGAAGGAGAGUCACGGCAGGCAUGCUCCUCUCGUUUCUUUCCCUUACCUCCAUCGUCGACGCGGCGAAAGCCCCCGCCAUUGACCCUUGGUAUCCGUUGCCUGCGCCCAAACAACACAACACCCACGACUUCACACUACGACACAUCUUUCAUCGAGGCACAUACCAGGACCCGAACUUACACAAACGAUAUGACUUUCGCCCUCAAGAGCCUCUGCUUCUCUCCGAAGAGGAAGAUGGGUUACGACGCCCCCUCGCCGAAACGCCACACUUUACAGCGAGAUCCGAUUCCAUGGAGAUUGAAAGAUUAGUGGACAGAGAACCAUACAACAUCGAGCGGUAUCUAGAAUAUGCUCGCUAUACUGGCUCUCCUGCUAUCCUGGACGCCUCGGACUGGUCGAUGGACGAGGUCAAGGGCCCCAACAUUUCUGACAAAGAGACCGUUCUCAACCUCGCUAUAAUGGCAGCCGAUGCUUAUGCAGAAAUACCAGGCGAAGGAGACUGGCAAGAUGUUGGUCAGGGAUACAACAGAUCCACUGGGUUUGGCUGGCAAGGUGAUGGUCUUCGGGGGCACAUCUUCGCUGAUAAAGGCAAUGAGACCGUCAUCAUCAGUUUGAAAGGCACGUCCCCGGCCGUGUUUGAUGGAGAUGGAACGACAGCCCGAGACAAGCUCAACGACAAUUUAUUCUUUAGUUGUUGCUGCGCCCAAGGCGGACAGUACUUCUGGCGACAAGUGUGUGAUUGCUACGACAGUACCUAUACAUGCAAUCAGACGUGUCUGAUAAAGGCCCUGCGAAGAGAAAACCGCUACUACCGAGCAGCAAUCGACCUAUACACUAACGUCACCGAACUCUACCAAGACUCGAAUGUAUGGCUUGUCGGGCAUUCCUUGGGUGGAGCAGUGACCAGCCUUCUCGGCCUUACGUUUGGUCUUCCAACAGUGACAUUCGAGGCACCAGGCGAUGAUCUUGCAGCUAAGCGUCUUGGUCUACCCAGACCACCAUCUUCCGACCCUCAUCGACCUCGUACCAAGUAUACCGGCGCUUAUCACUUUGGGAAUACAGGUGAUCCGGUCUUCAUGGGCACCUGCAAUGGAGCCACAGCAACAUGCACACUUGGUGGCUACGCCAUGGAAUCACAAUGUCAUACGGGAAAGCAAUGUGUAUACGAUACAGUGAGUGACUACGGCUGGCGGGUUGGUAUCGGGAAUCACAAGAUCCGCAAUGUCAUCGACAGCGUGAUCAAGAAAUAUGACAAAGUACCCAAGUGCAUACCUGACGACGAAUGCGUUGACUGUUACAACUGGAAUUUCUUCGAGAGCAAUGGUUCUGAUUCCACGACUACGAGCUCAACAUCGACAACGACGUCUACACGGACGAGAACGACAACUUGCAAAACACCAGGCUGGUGGGGAUGUUUGGACGAAUCAUCCACCACGACCCAGACAACACCUGUCACUUCCACAACUUAUACAACGACUACGUGUCUGACUCCAGGUUGGUUUGGGUGUAAAGAAAGUGCCAACUUGACAGUGACUACGACAACAGCGGUGCCAACAACACCUGCUACUCUCACGAGCGGUCCUAUUUCAGCAACUUCCACGUCGGCCACAUGUGAACAUCCAGGAUGGUGGGGAUGUCGAGACCCGACGACAUCUCCAAAAGCCACACCUUCACCAACGGUGUCACAAACUCGAGCCACCAAGACGGACGGACCACGUACUUGCGAGACACCAGGAAUCUUCUUUGGUUGUCACGAUCGCCCGCAUCACACGAGUGCAGAUGUUUCCUCAACCACACGGACGGGAGUGGUCACUGAUAGCCUUAGUGCGACAGGAAGCAGCACACGGCCGACGAGUACGAAGCCAGGACAUGGUGGGAAGAAGAAACACAAAAAGUGCAAACAUCCUGCCUUUUUUGGUUUGAUCUGCCUCGACGAGUAUGAGGAAGUUGAGGUUUUGGAGCUGUAGAGUCCAAGUUUUUUGCGACGAGAAUGAUGAUGGUUCUUUCUUUGCGUGUUUCUGGGGCUGUGUAUUUGUGGGAUAUUGAGCGAUUGUUUGCACGAGGCGGCCAGGGACUUGGAUGGUUUAGGAGUUGUGGUUGGUUUAUGUAGCAUCGAAGCAUCAUUUGUUGAUACGCCAUUCAUGAGAUGUCUGUGUUCGGUUCGAAUUUGGUUGUCUGUGUUGGGUUUUGUUUUGGGGCGCCAUGAUCACGUCAAGAUAUUGACUUGGUUUCGAUAUACGAGAAUUACUUUACAGAAGUAUUCAAUAACAACUACCCUGACGUUGUCAGUCAACAAUACUUCCGAGGUAUAAACUUGGUUUCCAAUCAAAUUCAUCGCUGCAUAUGAAGUAGUGAC